This is a messenger RNA of Clarias gariepinus (North African catfish), 1474 nucleotides long. RefSeq names its product purinergic receptor P2X, ligand-gated ion channel, 2 (gene p2rx2). The record is from RefSeq and is a predicted model, not a curated record. The transcript has 12 exons. Gene Ontology annotation, molecular function: extracellularly ATP-gated monoatomic cation channel activity; purinergic nucleotide receptor activity; ATP binding. Gene Ontology annotation, biological process: monoatomic cation transmembrane transport; response to ATP. Gene Ontology annotation, cellular component: nuclear inner membrane; plasma membrane. Bases 24 to 1226 code for a protein of 400 amino acids. Lineage: Eukaryota; Metazoa; Chordata; Actinopteri; Siluriformes; Clariidae.
GAUUCGACAACAACAUAACCAACAUGGGAUUUCUGGAGUUCUUUAAAGACUUUUUCCUGGGUUUCUGGGACUAUGAGACCCCAAAGAUUAUGAUAGUGAAGAACAGAACACUGGGGGUCAUUUACAGAUCUGUGCAGCUUCUUGUCAUCACGUAUUUCAUUUGGUAUGUGUUUAUCAGUCAGAAGGCUUAUCAGGAAACUGAGGACCGUCCAGAGAGCUCUGUCUACACCGAGAUGAGAGGAGUGGCCAUACUGGGGGACAGCGUACGGGACACGACCGAAUACGCCAAGCCGUCCGAGGGUGGUGAUGUGAUUAGUACGAUACUGAGACGGGAGGUGACGCACAAUCAGAGACAAGGCACAUGUGCUGAGCAUUUCAGCAUCCCGAACGCAAACUGCACCUCAGACGCAGACUGCACCCCGGGAGAGCUGGACUUUGACAGCCACGGUCAGAGAACAGGACACUGUGUGCCUUACUACAAUUACACCUUUAAAACCUGCGAGAUCAAAACCUGGUGUCCGAUCGAGGAGGCGGCCGCAGAGAUAGAGCCGCCACUGGAACAAGCAAUCAACUUCACGGUCUUCAUAAAGAACGCUAUUCAUUUCCCAAAAUUCAAAGUGCUCAGGGUAAACAUCAAACCGAGGAAGCUAAAGAAGCUCAUGCGGUGCCAUUACCACCCCGAGACCAACCCGUACUGCCCUGUGUUUAGACUCGGCUACAUAGCUGACCAGGCCCGAGAGAAGUUCAGCGAACUCUGCAAGACGGGUGGAGUGAUCGGCGCGUUCAUUAACUGGAACUGCGACUUCGACGUCGAUCCAUCGGAAUGCGUUCCUACCUACUCGUUUCGGAGGCUGGACCUCAGGAAAACCCUGAUGAGCUCAGGUUACGACUACAGGUUUGCUAAGUACUACUACAAGGACGGAGUGGAGUACAGAUCACUUAUAAAAGCGUUCGGGAUUCGUUUGGAUGUCAUCGUACAUGGGCAUGCAGGAAAAUUUAGUCUGAUCCCAACCAUCAUCAAUGCGGUCACUGCCAUGACUUCUGUGGGAAUAUGCUCCAUCAUCUGUGAUUGGAUCAUGUUAACGUUUAUCGAUAAGAAUGAGGUCUACAGUGGGAAGAAGUUUGACGACGUCUCUAAGAACCCCAACCCACCAGUCGUCACAGAGAUCUCCCUCACCAGCUACGGCUCCAACCACUCUGACCUCUCAGACGGGGUGCCAUUGUGAGACUCCGCCCCCUGUCACCCUGGACUACUGAUGCAAAAAACAAAAAAAACAAACUACAUGAUAAUCCAGAGACCCUACAGCCACUUAAAACCUACAUAUGAGCUUAUCUGAAUAAAAGAAACUCGCAUACUGACUUAUAAUAUAGCUGACUCGACAGUCUUGAUGUUAAUCUGAUAUAGAUAAGCUGACAAAAUAUUAGGUACACAUUGUACAGUAAAUACAAGGUACAGGUAAAGUUGUUGGAGAAA